Colossoma macropomum (tambaqui) is the source of this 1851-nucleotide messenger RNA. RefSeq names its product prostaglandin E synthase 2-like (gene ptgesl). The coding region runs from base 164 to 1258 and encodes 364 amino acids. NCBI's taxonomy places the organism in Eukaryota, Metazoa, Chordata, Actinopteri, Characiformes, Serrasalmidae. Gene Ontology annotation, cellular component: mitochondrion. Gene Ontology annotation, molecular function: prostaglandin-E synthase activity. The transcript is spliced from 9 exons. The record is from RefSeq and is a predicted model, not a curated record.
ACCUUCAGUCUUCACCAAGCUGAAAGAAGGGAUUCCCUUGUACCCCCCAGUAAUGCUGCUUAUAUUUGGGGUGCUCCUCCCCUAGGAUAUACCAUUACUGGCCCGGGUUAAAAACAAGUGCUUCAGAUAUUUAAAUAUAUUUACAUGCAACAGUAAAUAAUUCAUGUUCUUCCUUACUGAUCAAAUUUACAUUCAUGACGUCAUUAAUAUUCAUUUACAACUGAGUGUACACUUCUUAAUCAGUUUUACUCUUCUUGCAGGUUUUGUCCUUCCCUCCUCUUCUACAGGAUGGACUCACCCAGGUCAACCAGAACGGGGAUAUCUCUACCUAGUAUCACAGCAUAUGGGGAGUUCUGUACUACUCCUACAUUUACCAGGUUUUGUCCUUCCCUCCUCUUCUACAGAGGAUGGACUCACCCAGGCACCAGAUCUUGGAACAGAUCUUAAGCUGAAACUGUACCAGUACAAGACCUGCCCAUUCUGCAGUAAAGUGCGAGUGUUCUUAGACUACCAUGGCAUCCCAUAUGAAACUGUGGAGGUUAAUCCCGUUAUGCGACAAGAAAUCAAGUGGUCUGGUUACAGAAAAGUUCCCAUCCUGAUGGUGAAUGGAACUGUUCAACUCAAUGACUCAUCUGUCAUUAUUAGUGCUUUGAUGACCUAUCUCAUGAGCAAAGAGAAGAUGAUUCCUCAGAUUCUUGCCUGUUAUCCUGAAAUGAAGGCAAAAAAUGAGCAUGGAAAAGAGGUCAUAGAGUUUGGCAACAAGUACUGGGUGAUGGUGAAUGACCAUGAAUAUCCAGAAAAGGAUUCCAGAAAAGAGGAAAUAAAGUGGCGUAAAUGGGUAGAUGAUUGGCUUGUGCACCUUAUUUCUCCUAAUGUCUACCGUACACCUGGGGAGGCUCUGGCUUCAUUUGACUACAUAGUUCGGGAAGGGAAGUUUGGCAGAUUUGAAGGAUUUUUUGCAAAGUAUGUUGGAGCAGCUGCAAUGUGGAUCAUCUCAAAAAGGCUCAGAAAUAGACACAACCUGCAGGAGGAUGUGAGACAGGACCUCUACAAGGCUGUCAAUGACUGGAUGGCAGCUGUUGGAAAGAAGAAGUUCAUGGGAGGAGAUAGUCCCAACCUUGCAGAUCUGGCAGUGUUUGGUGUUCUGAGGGUUAUGGAAGGUCUUCAGGCUUUCAACGACAUGAUGGAGAACACCAAAGUUAAGAACUGGUACAGACGUAUGGAGAACGUUGUGCACAAUCACAAUCAUUCUGAAUAAAGAAUUUCACAUCCUUCUUAAACGGUUCCCUGUCAGAAACGUUAAAGGUGUCUUAUGUCAGUCCAAUCAGAAAUGCAGUGUAAUAAAGUAAUGGACAGUAAGCUAAACUGAACACAAUUUCUCCUGGAUUAAAAAAGUUUUUGUAGUUUUCUCUAUGAUUUUUCCUGUUAAAUUACAGUUUAGUUAGUGAACUUUGCCUCAGAUGACAUCUCUUUUACGCUUCCCCAACCUUACACUGUCAGUAGCAGUAAUAUACUAAACUGUAAAUGCUGUUUGUUUGUUUUUUGCAUUACUUUUGCUGAUGAUUUGACACAAGUUGCCAAGUGUUAUUUGUGCUUGGAGCUAUAUGGGCAGAGGAUUACAUGCCUAGGAAACUGGGUCAUGAAUCGCCAUGCUGAUACAUGUUGAUUCAGACUUAAUUGUAAGAAAUAAUUUUGGCCAGUGUGUAAUUUUAAUUUGUCUUUAUGGGGAAAGAUACAAAAUACAAGUAUGAUUGAUAGAGAUGAGCAUAUGAAUCCUUAGCAACCGUUUGAAUAAGGAUAGUAUGUUUUGUCUCUUGAUCACAAAAAUAAAAAAUUGUUAUAAACUGAGAA